This is a messenger RNA of Gossypium raimondii (Peruvian cotton), 2489 nucleotides long. RefSeq names its product actin-related protein 3. Lineage: Eukaryota; Viridiplantae; Streptophyta; Magnoliopsida; Malvales; Malvaceae. Gene Ontology annotation, cellular component: actin cortical patch; Arp2/3 protein complex. The record is from RefSeq and is a predicted model, not a curated record. Bases 519 to 1802 code for a protein of 427 amino acids. The transcript is spliced from 9 exons. Gene Ontology annotation, biological process: Arp2/3 complex-mediated actin nucleation. Gene Ontology annotation, molecular function: actin filament binding.
GCUCCCAGGAUAAAAUCAAAAUGAAAGUGAAAAUAUUACCGAGCUCUAGUAAAAAUUUUACUAAGCCAAAGCUUAAGAGGAAAAUAAAGAAAGGAAAGUGGUUGUUGCUUUGUCUUUUUAUGAUUUCAUUUGAUUACUAGGAAAAGUAUAGAUGAAGAGAGAAAUAGGAAAAGAGGGAGUUUGUUGAUAAAAUGAUGAGAAAUAUUUUUACGGAAGGGAAGGGAGGUUUGCAAUGGGUAGUGUUAUUGGAUUAUCUUUCGAUAUCGCCAACCACUGCUAUUCGAUACCGUUGAAACGUCACUGCUUUCAGUUGGGAUCCAAGUUUGUUGUUGUUGCUAUCCAGUCAAUACCAUCCUCCUCGGCAACAGUGGAGUUCGCUUCUCCUUAUCUGCGCUUCUUCAAGCGCACUUCAUGACCAUGAUCCUUUGUCCUCAAUUUUCUCUUGGGUCUCGCUCGCAGAUCCACCGCCACCGCCACUACAACCAAAACCGAUUUCCUACCUUCCGUUUGUCUUCUCGAUGGAUCCCACUUCUCGCCCCGCUGUCGUCAUCGACAACGGCACUGGAUUUACUAAGAUGGGAUUUGCGGGUAAUGUAGAGCCGUGUUUUAUUCAACCAACAGUAGUAGCAGUUAACGAAUCUCUUCUAAAUCAAUCUAGAGCUUCUUCCAAAUCUAAUUGGUUAGCUCAGUAUUCAGCUGGGGUAAUGGCAGAUCUUGAUUUCUUCAUUGGAGAUGAAGCACUCACGCGAUCACGAUCAAGUAAUAACUAUAACAUUACCCAUCCCAUUAAGCAUGGUCAAGUGGAUAAUUGGGAUGCUAUGGAACGAUAUUGGCAACAAUGUAUUUUUAAUUAUUUACGGUGUGAUCCCGAGGAUCAUUACUUCUUGCUGACUGAGAGUCCACUUACUGCUCCUGAGAAUCGAGAAUAUAUGGGUGAAAUCAUGUUUGAGACGUUUAAUGUUCCAGGGCUUUAUAUUGCUGUGAAUUCUGUCCUUGCUUUAGCUGCUGGGUACACUACAUCUAAGUGUGAGAUGACAGGGGUGGUAGUGGAUGUUGGAGAUGGGGCUACGCAUAUUGUACCUGUUGCAGAUGGUUAUGUUAUUGGGAGCAGCAUUAAGUCAAUACCAAUAGCAGGAAAAGAUGUUACUCUCUUUAUACAACAACUGAUGCGGGAAAGAGGAGAGAAAGUUCCACCCGAGGACUCAUUUGAAGUAGCUCGGAAAGUGAAGGAGAGAUAUUGCUAUACUUGUUCUGAUAUUGUCAAGGAGUUCAACAAGCAUGAUAAAGAACCUUCAAAGUACAUCAAACAAUGGAGAGGUAUUCGACUGAAGACAGGGACACCAUACUCCUGCGAUAUUGGUUAUGAACGAUUUUUGGGCCCAGAGGUUUUGUUUAAUCCCGAGAUCCAUAACAGUAAUUUUACAACUCCUUUGCCGGCUGUAAUAGAUAAGUGCAUUCAGUCAGCACCAAUUGACACAAGAAGGGCUUUGUAUAAGAAUAUAGUGUUAUCUGGUGGAUCAACCAUGUUCAAAGACUUCCACAGAAGGUUGCAGCGGGAUCUGAAAAAGAUUGUAGAUGCCCGAGUUCUUGCUUCUGAUGCUCGGUAUGGUGGGGAAGUAAAAGCACAACCUGUGGAAGUUAAUGUAGUCAGUCAUCCUAUCCAAGGAUUUGCAGUGUGGUUUGGAGGUUCUGUACUUGCAUCAACACCUGAAUUUUAUGCGGCAUCUCAUACAAAAGCAGAAUAUGAGGAACACGGAGCAAGCAUUUGCCGCACAAAUCCUGUGUUUAAGGGGAUGUAUUAAGGCAAAUUUCCUUUUCAGGUGAUUAAUGAAAAAAUAAUUCUCUGAUGAUGCUCAAGGUGGUGACUUGCUAUUUCAAUUGCCAUCAAGCUCAUCAGUUUAUUUCAGUUAUUCCUGCUUUUUGCUUGGUGCUCAUGUGUAUUGGUUGUAAGAGGUCGGUUGAUGUAGAACAUAUUAGGUAGCCAGUCUUAAUAGCAAUGGUAAAAAAAUUAAAAUUAUUACAUUCAUUCUUUAAUUAGGAGUAAAGGGUCCUAAUGGCAGCACUAUAGAAUGCAGUCAGAUUUGUUACCGGCAAGCACUGCCUACACUUGCUGAUCGGAUGGAUAUCAAAUAGUUCGAAAAAAAUGUGAGCGGAAUUGCAGAUUUAGUUUCAGCUUACAUAGGAUGUGAUAGGGAUUUAAAAAAAUAUAUCUAUGGAGCAGGGUGGUUGGUUGUGUUUUGGUGGGAGCAGCAACAAACCCGGUGGUGUUUAAGUGUCAUUUCUUUCACCAGUGCAUUUUCUGUUAGCAAACAAGAUAGGAAUACUUUGUGUUAGAAAUUCAGUUUUCUUAUUAUUGACAUUUUGUAAUUUGGUGUUGAUCUUUUGUGUAACAUAUAAAGUUGGCUGAUAUUCAAAUAUGGUUUGCUUGUAAUUAAGGUACAUUUUACAACAAUUAUGGUGUUCUUUAUAUGGGAUUUAUUUUUCUUUUA